Molecule: messenger RNA, 1134 nt
Organism: Protopolystoma xenopodis
Lineage: Eukaryota; Metazoa; Platyhelminthes; Monogenea; Polystomatidea; Polystomatidae
Source: the annotation of a GenBank genome assembly
UCGGAUAAAAGUACAUGUUCGAGUUUGCGCGCCCAAAACAAUAUUGGCUUGUACUGUGUUCACUCUACACAAGGUAUGAUGAAAGAUAAAAACCGUCCCAAGGGCCCAAUGACUUCUUAUGCAUGUUUUGUCCAAGUCAUUAGAGAAGAGCACAAGAAAAAGCACCCUGGCGAGAAUGUUGUAUUUAGUGAAUUUACAAAAAAGUGCGCGGAAAUAUGGAGGGUUGGUUUUGUUCAUUUCCUCAUUUUGUUACAGAAAAUGACGCCUAAAGAGAAAAAACGCUUUGAUGACAUGGCGCAACUUGAUAAAGAGCGUUACAACAGAGAAAUGCAUGAAUACAUUCCCUUGGAGGGCUUCCGCAAGGGUAAAAGGCGAAAGCGAACGAAAGAUCCUGGAAUGCCUAAACGAGCUUGGUCAGCAUUCUUUUUUUUCUGCGACGAAUAUCGUCCGAGAAUCCGUGAAGAACAUCCUGAAUGGAAAGUAAGCGACAUUGCGAAAGAAUUGGGGCGCAAAUGGGAGGAAUGUUUAAACAAAUUGAAGUACGAACAAAAGGCGAUGAGUGAUAAACAUCGCUACGAAGAGGACAUGCAAAAAUACAAAUUGGGGACGUAUGUUCCUCCUAAGCGACCGAGAAUUGGAUCGAUUGGUUUUGACAGUAGUUCUUUAUCUACUGCAGAUACUGAUAAUUCUGUAAACAUUUCUGGGUUGGAAAAUAGCCUUGGUGCUGUCGAUGAGGAGGAUGAAGAAGAAGAUGUUGAUGAUACUGAGGGUGAACUCCAAGGAGAGGAAACUGGGCAUACCGGGCCUAUCAUUGCAUUGUCGUCGCCUCAGGUGAUUAAUCGUGCAAGCGAGAUAGAAUCUGCACUGCCCCCCUCCGAUAGUGCCGCCGAUGUGUCUGAGACAGCCUCAGUUUCAUCUGCUGUAGAGAAAGAAAACACAUUAGAGCCAUCAUCCUUUAAGGAGAGCGCUUGCUUGCAUGAAUCAGUCCGAAUUUCGGAUGAAAAUUUACCACACAUUAACUUGAUGGAUUCUCAUAUUGAAUCUUCGAAAGAAGAGACAGAACAGAUUGUGAAAAAUGAUGCUACAAAUCUUCCUGUUCUCGAAACUCCUAUCGAAUUAUACUCUGAAAUCUAA